UACAUCAAAUCAAAUUCAAACAAUAAUAUCGAAAAAAAGACAUCAGAUAAUCGAUGAUGAUGAUGAUGAAGGAUCAAGAUUAAACGACGGAAGCAUAUCUUUAUCCUCUUUUUUCACAUUAUCAUCAUCAUCAUCAUCAUCUUCAUUAUCGAAUAGAACGAUAUCAUCGAUAAAAGCCAGUCAUUAUAAUCAUCAUCAUUAUCAUAUAAAUCAUAAUAAUAGUAGCCAUUAUUAUUGUCAUCGGCCACAUUGUUCAUCAUCAUCAUCAUCAUCAUCAUCACCACCACCACCAUCACCAUCACCGUUAUUUUUAAUGACAAAUAUAAAGCCAACAAUCAUCAUUUUAGCCAUAUUUUGUCUAAUUUCAUCACCAUUAUCAUCAUCAUCAUUGUUUACAGUUGCCCAAGCACAACGACAAAAUCUACCAGAUCUUUCGGAUACAUCUACAUCACCUAUACGUGUAAAUGUUGGUGAUGAUAUCGAUAUUGAUUGUGUGAUUAAAAAUCGUAAUAAUUUAACCGUAUUAUGGAAAUAUAUAAAUGGUACAUCGGAAUCAUUAUUAGCCGCAAAUCAAGUGAUUGUAAGCGAUGAUAAACGUUUGUCCGUCAUACAUCAUGAACAACAGGAACGUUGGAUAUUACAGAUACGUUUUGCACGUGUACAGGAUACCGGUGUAUAUAAAUGUGAAGUGAAUUCUAUACCGAAAACAUAUGAAACACGUAUGGUAAUGGUUAGUGUACGUAAAACAUAUGUGGAUAAUAUUCGAAAUAUGGAUCAUUAUAAUAAUAAUAAUCAUACGGAUUCAUCAUCAUCAUCAUCAUUAUCGAUGCAACAACCACCAUCAUCAACAAUAUCGAUUCGUGGUUCAUAUGUACCGGAUGAAUAUCGACCUACAACAUCACCUGCAUUACCUCCCGGUUCUACUGCUUAUAAUUCAUCAAGUCCAUUUGUUGAUCGUUCAUUUUAUGAAUGUUGUCAAACUGAAGGUGUUCCUAUUUUAUGUAAAGCAUUAUGUAAUCUACAAGCAAUGAUUAGUGAUCAAACAAAACCAUUUAUGUAUACAUUAUGUUAUAAUUAUAUGGCCCAUAUUUUCCGUUGUAUAUCGGAUGGCCGUAAUCAUCUUCCUUGUUGUCAACGGCAACAAGUACCACAACUUUGUCAACCAUCAUGUAGUGGUCGAUAUUCAUUGGAAAAAGCAUUGGAUCAUGCCAUUUGUCAUGAACAUUCGAAAACCAUUUUGUUUUGCAUUGCUGAUGGCCUUCAAGUACUACCGGAACAACCACAAGAAAUACAAGCGGAAACAAUCAAUUCAACGUUUAUUUUAUUAAAAUGGACAAAUCGUGAUAAUAGUUUAGCAAAUCAAUAUAAAAUUAUUUUCCAUGAAUUGCAUUCAUUUGAUGAAAAUUGGUCGAAAAUAAAUCAUACUGUAACCACAAAUGAUGAACCAGAACAAACUAUUAUUGUACCGGCAACAAUAACUGAAACAUCUAUCGGUCCAUUGAAACGUAGUACAAUGUAUGAAAUAAAAAUGAUUGCCACAAAUAAUUAUGGUGAAAGUUUACCAACCAAUGAUCUACGUGUAGUAACACAUUCAUCAGAUGCAAAAAUAUCAGAUUCAAUUAAAUCGAUUGGAAAUAAUACAGAAUCAAAUGAAAAUGAUAAUAAUAACAAUAAUAAUAAUGGAACCGUUGCACCAAGUUUAAGACGUUGUUGCUCACAACAAGGUGUACGUAAUGAAGCCUGUUUAAAACAAUUAUGUGAACCAUUCAUUAUUGAACCGGUAGAUGUGGAAGAAAGUAUUAUGUGUAUGAAAUAUAUGAAUACAUCAUAUCGUUGUAUUGAAGAAAUUCGUGAUAAUACUGAUUAUGAACAAUGCUGUGAAGAAGAAGGUGUUAAUGGUUUUUGUAAACAUUUCUGUUCUGGACAAACAUCAUUGAUGUAUGAUUUUCAAUCACAAUUUCAAUGUCUACCAUACAUGUCAUCAUUGAUUAGCUGUGUACUUGAACGUAAAGGUUUUGUUACUACUGAACCACAAACAGUUUCAGUAUCAAGUGUACAUAAUGAUUGGGCAUUAGUACAAUGGAAACCACCGAAAAAACGUAUUGAAACAAUAACAAAAUAUCAGGUUCAUUAUCGUGAACUAUCGGAAGAUGCUGAUGAUUUUUAUUUUGUUGAAACGGCUGAUAAAUCACCAUUUUUGAUUGAUAAACUUCGACCAUCAGCUAGAUAUGAAGUUUUUGUUACGGCUGUCAAUAAACAUGGUGUUAGCCGUGGUUCAUCUCGUGUAUUGUUCAAUACAACAUCACCAGAAAUUGAUCCAAUAUCUGAACAAUUAGAUCAAACAGAUACAAGUUUAGGCUAUAAUGAAACAUUAUGUUGUGAAAAAGCUGCAGUACAGAAUACUUGUUUACCGUUAUGUAAUUAUCAUCUUAAAAUGCGUGAUUUAUUCAAAUUGAGUCUAUUCUGUGCUGAACCAAAAACGGCUCGAACAAUAUUACGAUGUUUAGCUGGUGGCCGUGAUCAUCGACCAUGUUGUGAACGUCGUGGUAUCGACAGUGAUUGUUUUGAUCUUUGUAAUGGAAUGAUUACAUUCACGUCAAGAGAUGUCGCCGCCAAAUGUUCAAAAUAUGAUGGUAAAAUAUUUCAAUGUAUGGCUGAAGGUGCCGAUACAUUACCGGGUAUGCCACAAGAAUUACAUGCAAGUAAUGUAACAUCAACUUCAAUCAGUAUUGCAUGGAAUAAAUCAUCGGAUGAAUUACCGGUAAAUGAUCAGAUUUCAUUUCAGAUACGGUAUUCACCAUUAUCAUCAAAUCAAACAAUACCACCACAUCCAUUUGAUGAUAAAUAUUCAACAAAAUUGAAUGUAACCAAUACACGUUUUACAUUGACAAAUCUGAAACCAAAUACAACACAUAGUAUUUAUGUUGUAUCAGCAAAUCAAUAUGGACAAUCGGCACCGAGUCAAGUAUUAGUCGUACGUACUAAUCCAGUUAAUGUUACAAUCAAUACGAACGUGACACAUGCAACUAUUGGUCCCCCACAUGGUCUUGAAUUGAUUCGUAAAUCGAUCACAGCUUUAGUGUUUCGUUGGUCUGAACCACAUUAUUCAUCACCAGACGUGACCUAUUCAUAUGAUAUUUUCUUUCAAAAAGUCAAAAAUCUUAAUGCUGGUAAUCUUACAUGGAUAGUAUUGCAUAGCAAUACAAAUAUAAUUGUCAUACAGAAUCUAACACGUAAUACCCAAUAUGCAAUAUCUGUACGUGCACGAUCAUCAAAUGGUCAAGUAUCACCAUUAUCUGAAACAUUAUUGGCAUGGACCGAUCCAUCAUUACCAUUGGAAAUUAGUCAACCAUUUGUGCAUCCAUUCCCAAUAAUUGAAGGUUCAAUGGUAACGAUUCGUUGUGAAUCAAUCGGUUAUCCAAUACCGAAUAUGACCGUUUUUAUAAAUGGUCUAAAAGUUAAAACAGAAAAAGCACGUAUCAUACAUCAUUCAAUCGAUUAUGUUGAACGUAAUCUAUCAGCAAUUGCCUGUCAAGCUGUGAAUGAAGAAAGCCGUCAUCCAGUACAAAGUUUUCGUGAAGUUAAUGUUCACUUUGCACCGACCAUUACAUUGUAUAAAGAAUCCAAAAUCGUACAACGUUACAGUAUGGCAAUUUUGGAAUGUGAAUUUUCUGGUUAUCCUAAACCGAAAAUUCGUUUCCUAAAAGAUAAUUUAUUGAUCAGUCGCUUUAAUAAUUCGAGAAUUUUUCCACAUUUAAAGAAAACGAAAACUUGGGUAGCCACUUUUGUCAUUGCUAAUGUGGAUAAAGAAAAUCAAGGAAAUUAUGAUUGUAUUGCUCGUAAUGAUUAUGGUGAAGAGAAAAAGACAUUAAAAUUAUUAGUUGAUGAUCAAGAACAUGUUUCCAAAAAUUAUACAGAAUGUUGUGAAAAGAAAAAUAUUCCAAAUGAAUGUAUGUUUGUAUGCCAUAAAAAAGAGAUAAAUCUAUUCGAUGUAUAUAAGAAUCAAAAAUGCCUUGAACAUCUGAACAAAUACAUUUAUUGUGCUGCGGAUGGAAGUGAUCAUCGCCGUUGUUGUAUGUUCCGUGAAGUGGCCACCGAAUGUCUACAUUGGUGUGCUGGUUAUAAAAUACAAAAAAUGGAUUAUUGUCUAGUUAGUUCGGCCCGUGAUAUAAUGAGCUGUUUCCGUGAAGGUAAUCGUUUCUUACCAUCACCGCCAAGAAAUGUACAUGUACAUUCUAUUUAUUCAAAUAAUCAUGUAUUAAUCGAAUGGGAAGAUUCGGAUAAGAAUCGUGAUUCAACACAUUGGUAUUGGGUUUAUUGGAAAAAAGUCGGUACCAACGAAAUGGAUCGUGAUCGUAUAGAAAAAAAUUUCUAUGAACUAACAUCAUUGGAACCGGAUUCAACAUAUGAAUUUGUGAUCAAAACAAAUAAUUAUCAUGGAACCAGUAUACCAUCUGAACCAUUGGUGAUCAAUCUAUCAAGAUUACAGGCCGAAUAUCUUACAUCGGAUAGUCAAAUUUUGACAAAUGUAAUGCUAACAUUAUUGUUCUUUUUGUUAAUAUUUGCCGCUAUUGCAUUGGUUUAUUAUGGAUCAAGUAAAAAUCGUUUCCUAUCGAAAUUUCGUUCAUCCAAUUCAUCAUCAUUAUUCGGUGGUCGUCGAUCAACAAAUAAUGGUAGUAAUAUUGGUGUAUCAUUUGAAAAUCAUGCCUAUAAUCUUGAAGAUACUAUACAAAUGCAAGAAUCGACCGGCACUAGGCCAACACAAAAUGGAAAUCAUCAUCAAUCAAAUAAUAAUAUUGUAGAACCUGUCAAUCUAUUUGGAUCAUCUGAUCAGAAUAAUAAUCCAAACAUCAAUAAUAAUAAUAAUGGCCAACCUCGUGUACAGAUACGUUUGAAUUAAAAACAAAAAAAAACAAAACAAAACAAAACAAAAUAAUUGAAUCCUCAUGAUGGUAAUGAGAUACACACA
Dermatophagoides farinae (American house dust mite) is the source of this 4969-nucleotide messenger RNA. Lineage: Eukaryota; Metazoa; Arthropoda; Arachnida; Sarcoptiformes; Pyroglyphidae. The record is from RefSeq and is a predicted model, not a curated record.